UGCGCGCGUCUUUCCCACGCACGGAUGUUCCACGAUUAAAGCAAGAGGGAUACUAUCGGAGCUGGAAGACACGAGGGGAAAAUGCUGUUCCUACAAACUAUAUUAAGGAGAAGAAUACAUAAAGAUGAUGGCCCUUACUCUAAGGGGAACAAGGACCCUGCAGGGGCUGACCAUUCGCUGGCCUCCAGGAGACAGAGUAUCCCAGAAGAGUUGCGGGGGGUGACGAUAGUAGAGCUGAUUAAGAAGGAGGGCAGCACCCUUGGCCUGACCAUCUCCGGGGGCACGGACAAGGACGGGAAGCCCAGAGUGUCCAACCUGCGGCCGGGCGGGCUGGCUGCCAGGAGCGACCAGCUGAACGUGGGGGACUACAUCAAGUCGGUCAACGGCAUCAACCUGACCAAGCUGCGGCACGACGAGAUCAUCAGCCUCUUGAAGAACGUGGGCGAGCGGGUGGUGCUGGAAGUGGAGUAUGAACUGCCCCCUUCUGCACCAGACAGUACCUCAGGUGUUAUUUCCAAGACAAUCGAGAUAUGUUUGCACAAGGAAGGCAACAGUUUUGGCUUCGUCAUGCGAGGGGGUUCUCAUGAAGACUGGCACAAAUCACGUCCCCUGGUGGUGACCUAUGUACGACCCGGGGGACCUGCAGACAGAGAGGGUACCCUGAAAGCAGGUGACCGUCUCCUGAGUGUGGAUGGGGUGCCCCUGCACAAUGCCAACCACGCUGAUGCGCUGACCGUGCUGAUGCAGUGUGGCCAGGAGGCGCUGUUCCAGAUAGAGUACGACGUCUCCAUCAUGGAUUCAGUGACGAAUGCCUCCGGCCCCCUGUUGGUGGAGAUCGCAAAGUCUCCUGGGACAGCCCUGGGCAUCACCCUGGCUACUGCCACACACAGGAACAAGCAGGUCAUCGUCAUCGACAAGAUCAAACCUGCCAGUGUGGUGGACAGAUGUGGGGCACUGCAUGUGGGUGACCACAUCCUGUCUAUCGACGGCACCAGCACAGAACACUGCUCCCUGCUGGAAGCCACACAGCUUCUGGCCAGCACCUCUGACCAGGCCAAGCUGGAGAUCCUGCCCGCACACCACAGCAGGCUGCCCAGCAAGCCGCAGGACACUGUGAAAGUACAAAAGAGUGACCAUCCUCACUGUUGGGACCCCUGUGUCAAUUACUGCCAUACCCAGCACCCUAGUCACUGCAAGACCCCAACAUGGACCUCCUCCAGCAACCCGCCCAACAGCCAAGACUAUUCCAAAUCUCUAGUUUCUACCAACUUCUCCCCCGGCUCCACCAACACGUCAGGCUUCACCAGUCAAAACUCCAGUACCCUACCCCGCACCACACACCCCAUGAGUCCCCGAAACUCCAUGCUGAAGAGGAGGCAGAGGAAGAAGGAGCACAAGAGCUCACUGUCACUGGCAUCCAGUUCAGUGGGGCCUGGCGGUCAGAUCGUGCACACUGAGACCAGCGAGAUCACCCUCAGGGGUGACCCUCUCAACGGCUUCGGCGUCCAACUCCAGGGGGGUAUCUUCGCCACGGAAACCCUCUCUGCUCCCCCUGUCAUCCGCUUCAUUGAGCCAGACAGCCCCGCCGAGAGGUGUGGGUUGCUCCAAGUGGGAGACAGACUCCUGUCUAUCAACAGCAUUCCGACAGAGGAUGGAACACUGGAGGAGGCCAAUCAGCUUCUCCGAGAUGCUGCUCUGACCAAUAAGGUCACUCUGGAGAUAGAGUUUGACGUUGCAGAAUCAGUGGUUCCCAGUAGUGGUACCUUUCAUGUAAAGUUGCCCAAGAAGAGAGGUGUGGAGCUCGGGAUCACGAUCAGUGCAAGCAAGAAACCCGAUGAGCCCCUGAUCAUCUCUGACAUUAAGAAGGGGAGCAUGGCUCACAGAACUGGCACACUGGAGCCAGGGGACAAGCUGCUGGCCAUUGACAAUAUCCGCCUGGAGAACUGCUCCAUGGAAGAUGCGGUCCAGAUCCUUCAGCAGAGCGAGGACCUGGUCAAGCUCAAGAUCCGCAAGGACGAGGACAACUCCGAUGAACAGGAGACCACUGGCUCCAUCAUCUAUACUGUAGAGCUGAAGAGAUACGGUGGGCCCCUGGGCAUCACUAUCUCGGGAACAGAGGAGCCUUUUGACCCCAUCGUCAUUUCCGGCCUUACCAAGAGAGGCCUGGCUGAGAGGACUGGAGCCAUCCAUGUAGGAGACCGCAUCUUGGCCAUCAACAACGUGAGCCUGAAGGGAAAGCCCCUGAGCGAAGCCAUCCACCUGCUGCAGGUGGCCGGGGAGACUGUCACCCUUAAGAUCAAGAAGCAAGUGGACAGUAACUUGCCAUGCGAGAAGAAAAAAUCGGGGCUUGAAAAUGACCUGAGUGAUAACGAGGAUGAGAUGACGGACUCCCAGAAGACCAACAAGCUCUCAGAGAUCUAUUCCACCACCAUUCCCAGUGUGGACUCCGCCAUGGAGUCAUGGGAUGGUUCAGGCAUCGACGCUGGCUAUGGGAGUCAAGGAACGUACAUCCACCAGGCAGCAGGCAUAGCCCUGCAUCCUCACGAGUGGCGCAGUGCCAAGCAGAGGAACAAUACUCCCCCUACAGGCCGGCGUAAGAACUACCCCUUCAGUGAUGGAGGCUUCAGUGAGGAUGACUGGGACAAGCCUUCUGGAUAUGCUAGCCACCCGCACCAUGAUGGCAUCAUCCUGGAUCACGAGGACAGUUUUUGGUGCCAGGCGCUGGAGGACUUGGAGACCUGUGGCCAGUCGGAGCUCCUCAGGGAGAUCGAGGCAUCAAUUAUGACGGGCAGCGCUCUCAGUCUGGGUGUGGAUGGGACCAAGGCACACUCAGAGCCAGUUAGCCAGCCGGGAAUCAGCCCACUGAGGAAGGCCUCCCACUUGCACAGCGAGGCCAAAAACAAGGGCACGUUGCGUGUGUCUGAGAAGACGUGGGAGUCACGGAGGAUCAAGGAGGAAAUGCAGGAGAUCCUGUCCCCUACACCCCUGGAGCUGCACAAGGUGACAGUGAUGAAAGACCCAGAGAGUGAUGACUUCGGCUUCAGUGUAUCGGAUGGCUUCUUGGAGAAAGGCGUUUACGUCAACAUGAUUCGCCCUGAGGGGCCCGCCGACCGUGCGGGACUUAAACCCUAUGACAGGAUUCUACAGGUGAACCAUGUCCGCACUAGGGAUUUUGACUGCUGCCUGGCUGUGCCCCUCAUCACAGAGGCUGGAGACAAGCUGGAACUAGUCAUCAGCAGGAACCCCCUGGCGCAGGCACCCACGGGGCAGCCGAAGGACUGUGAGGACCCCUCUGCCACACUGCCCAGCACACGAGAGCACAAGACAAGCACCAUGGACCUGUGACCAUGGUUAAGAGUCAGUGAUCCUAAUGAUUGGCUUCAAAUACAUCAUUCUACAUCCCAGAACUGUUAACAGUACAGGAACAGCUUAUAUCCAGUCUUACCAACAUAUUUCAUAAUAAAGGAGGGGUGUUCUUUUUUAUUUUAUUUUUAUUGUUAUUUUUUAGUUUCAUGUUGUCGCUUUUGUGUCACCCCUCUCACCAAUGUCAAACCUUUUUUAAAAUAUUGUGACAAAGACAGACACUUGAACAUUGAACUGCUGAAAUCAUUUUGUUCAUCUGAGCCACAGGUAGCUGAAGACACUCUGGCCUACAGGGCUAGGAAAGCCAAACUCAUUCUGCAACAAAGGAAGGAAGGCGGCUAAACAUGAGGAGACAGCCUGUUGGUCUGAAGAGGCUGGAGCCAAAGUAAAAAAAAAAGGUGCUGUUUGAGCCAUGAGCAAAGACUAAAACCCUUCUGGAAAGAAGGGAGUCCAUGUGGAGACAUUGUGGUUUUGUGGAGUUUUAAUGGCACGGUUUUUGUAUGUUUGUGUGAUUCUCUUUCAGAUUUGAUUUCUGUUACAUGAAUUUAAUUAGCAACUUUCUGUGACUGAACACUGCAAGGAAGAAAGGGAAUCAGGAAGUGAUUACACACAGGCAUACACAUACACAGUAUUUAAUUAUGAUAUGCACUUCCUGUUUUGCAUUUUAUUUCAUUAUGCCCUUAAAUCUAACCAGUCCCUUCCUCACCCCAUUCUUUUAUUUCAGAGAGUGGGAUUGGAAACCUUAGGACACAUUUUGCCCUUUCCAAAUAAAUGCUAGGCGUAGCUGCUACUCAUUAUUGCUUGCCAAGUAUUGCAAACAUUUCCCUGCUCUAUUUUAAAAUCACCUUCCUGAAGAGCACUCUUAGACCUGUGCAUACCAGACAGGGUUACUCCAGUCCAACUCUAGACAGCCCAACUAUUUCAAGGUCAUAGCAGUGAUGACCUUAACUAAAAGCAAAGUUUAGCAAUCACAAAUGCGUAUCAAAGCAUAAUUGUUCCAGAC
Messenger RNA from Megalops cyprinoides (Indo-Pacific tarpon), 4366 nucleotides. It is a transcript of the gene grip2b, whose product is annotated as glutamate receptor interacting protein 2b. Gene Ontology annotation, biological process: neurotransmitter receptor transport, endosome to postsynaptic membrane. The record is from RefSeq and is a predicted model, not a curated record. Gene Ontology annotation, molecular function: protein binding. NCBI's taxonomy places the organism in Eukaryota, Metazoa, Chordata, Actinopteri, Elopiformes, Megalopidae. The transcript is spliced from 24 exons. Bases 82 to 3345 code for a protein of 1087 amino acids.